Molecule: messenger RNA, 1466 nt
Organism: Phyllostomus discolor (pale spear-nosed bat)
Lineage: Eukaryota; Metazoa; Chordata; Mammalia; Chiroptera; Phyllostomidae
Gene: ANKRD22
Product: ankyrin repeat domain 22
Exons: 6
Coding region: 265-840 (191 amino acids)
Molecular function (GO): protein binding
Source: RefSeq, a predicted model, not a curated record
UUGUUUGUAACAUUAGAUGAUGCACCGUGUGGGUCAUCACUGGGUAACUAAUGCCUGUGUCUCAUUGGGUUGGGCCCUGUACAAGGUGGUGGAGCUGCCUGUGUUGCUAGAAAAGCACUCCCAGGUGUGGAUAUAGAGCAUUUGCCGCUGAUCCGGGCUUCUGGAAUCUUCCUCUUUAGACGGGAAGCAUUUUAAUGUUAAUCAGAAAUACCUCCAGAGGAUUCAGGAAGCUGUGGAUGUGAAGAAAGCCUGUGAGGGACCAGCAUGGGAAUCCUAUACUCUGAGCCCAUCUGCCAGGCAGCCUAUCAGAAUGACUUCGGCCAGGUGUGGCGGUGGGUGAGGGAGGACAGCCACUACAUCAACGUCCAGGACGGCUUCAAUGGAGACACGCCCCUGAUCUGCGCCUGCCGGCGGGGCCACCUCAGAAUCGUUUCCUUCCUUUUAAACAGAAAUGCCGAUGUGAACCUGAAAAACCAGAAAGAGAGAACCUGCUUGCAUUAUGCUGUGAAGAAAAAAUUUACCUUCUUUGAUUAUCUCCUCAUCAUCCUCUUAAUGCCCGUUCUGCUUAUUGGUUACUUCCUCAUGGUGUCAAAGACAAAGCAGAAUGAGACCCUUGUCCGAAUGCUACUCGAUGCUGGCGUGGAUGUUAAUGCUGCAGACCGUUAUGGCUGCACUGCCUUACAUUAUGCCUGCGAAAUGAAAAACCAGAAUCUUAUCCCUCUGCUCCUUAAAGCCCAUGCCGACCCCACAAAAAGAAACAAGGAUGGUGAGAGUUCCCUGGAUAUUGCACGAAGAUUAAAAUUUUCUCAGAUUGAAUUAAUGCUAAGAAAAGCCUCAUAAUGCCUGUGGCCUCAGAUGGAGAAGUAGAAAAAGUUAAAGGACUAGAUUCUGUCUGCAUCUUGGACUAUUGGUCUGUGGGCCACCCAAUCUGGGUACUGCCAUUUUGUGGGGUCAGUGAUGGUUGCCAAGGAUGAUGUUUUUGAAGACAUUUGUAGUCAUGUCCUCGCUCAAUGGACUUCACCAUGGCCCUAAAUCUAGAGGACACACUAAACCUGUUGAAAUUUCUACUUCGGUCAAAAGGGUGAUGCUUUGAAUUUAGUCUCUCCUGAAGAAGAGGAUCAGUUAUCUCAGACAGUGAUCUCCUCUUUGCUGUGUGCUCUUAGAAGAGGCUGUCCCGUCUAUAUCACACCCCAGGAGACACUCUUCCUCUCAGGCCCCUGUAAGUGGUAAGAUGAAGAAUGCUAGUAUGUACAUUUGUAUAGAAUGGUAUGUCUAUGUGUGUGGUUUGUGAUUCACAUGUAAAUGUUCCUUUGGCAAAACAACUGUGACCAAAACAUUUGUCAGUUGUCAGUGGUGGCAGUUUUACACAUAACUGUAAUUGGCAAAUGCUAAACCCAAGGCUUUUCUUUUUUUCCUGGAGAAUCACUUCACCAGCACAUUGCUAAACAAUUUGCCGUCAGUUUACA